CCUCCUUAUGCAUCUUGCCAUCACAGCUACCACCGUCUUGCACACACCAUGUCCCGCAGCACGCAAUGGUCGUCGCAACUUCCACGCCAGGUGCCACACCAGCGCUCCAUAGACUACGACGCGUACCCCACAAUGCCCCGUGCUCCGCUCCCGCAGCUCACGCAUCUCCCUACGCUGGAUCGGUUCAAACAGAGCAGGCGCGAGCCUCGACCAAAAAAUUGCUAUUCCCACGGCAAGCGCGAGGCCCAACAACAACGCCCUGACCCUGGCUCCGACCUCGAUUUCAACGCCGACAGGAGACGUGUGGACUCUCCUCACACAAACCAUACGCGCGACGAUGCAGGUGACUCCCACCCAGUGGUGGCGUGGAGCUACGUGCCAUCCGGUACACCGUAUUUGAGCUUGGGAAAAAGAGUCGAAGGUGAGAGAGAAGUUGGGGUGCAGGAGGACUUGUAUGACGAGGAGGGUUUUCUGAUCGAGGAAGAGAGUCUGACAUCGACGGGGAGCGCCGAACUUCUUCGUGACAGGCAGGCGUCGGGGCACCCACCAGUGCCAUACGGACAGCAGACUCACAGCACACUUACCCGGCCAGAGAGAGCUCCAACGGCGAACCUCGCAUGGUGGCAAAAGAAGCCGCGGCCACGGACAGCGCCCAGGAAGACCACUGCGCGGCGCAAUGUCUCGCAGUUCAGCUUCGACCAAGACGAUGCCGAGGAGGCGGUCAUGUGUACCCGGGCCGUCGUCGACGCGGAGAAAAAGCGCAGACAGCGGCAGGUGUGGCUCGGUCUCGCUACCUGCGAUCUGGCGCUGGACAAACGCGUAUUCGGAAGCGUGCAGCCUCCUGAACUCGACUAUGUGAGUGGCGUAGAUACCUCUGGCGUACACCCAGAACGGAGUUACCUCCCACCUGACCACCCUGAUGGCCUGCGCCGGCGGCUCCGCAACCAGGAAGUGGCGCUCCACGGUGUUCCAUCACACUGGGAGCGGCUCGUACAGAGGCAAGCCAUGGUUCCGCAGGAUAGCUGGGAGCACGUACAGUUCGAAGCCGAGUCGUCACAUCCGCUAGCCGUAAUGUUCGGUACCGCAGACGAGCGGGCGGAGUGGCUGGGGGACCCAACAAGCGCAAUGGGUGGAACGCAAGGGUCCGUUCCAGUUGGCUAUUGUGACCAGUGCUCGUCGCUCCAUGUUGGUCGGCUCACCAACGCGCAGGACAGCGUUAUUGAAGGGUUUGAGCAGGUGAAUGCGACUGAACUAGACGGCGAGGCUGAGAAGCCCAAAGCUUCGGUAAACGAGACAGCGACUGAUGAUGAGGGACGAUAUGAUGAGAGUCGGGCGUCUUGGUGCUGGCCGUUUCGCUGUAUGAGAGACGAACUGGCAGACAGCGAGAAAGUGAAGCCUUGCGGUUCGAAACUCACGACGCAGAGGAAGAAGCCAUGCAAACUUCCUCGCGGGAUGCGAUGAAAGGAACACAUACGAGCAAAGGCUGAAUGACUACCGAAAUGAUACUUCCCUGUGCCAAGUCUAAAGUAAGAAUUAUAUGUACGACAC
This is a messenger RNA of Boeremia exigua, 1548 nucleotides long. RefSeq lists its product as uncharacterized. The transcript has a single exon. The record is from RefSeq and is a predicted model, not a curated record. Bases 49 to 1461 code for a protein of 470 amino acids. NCBI's taxonomy places the organism in Eukaryota, Fungi, Ascomycota, Dothideomycetes, Pleosporales, Didymellaceae.